Messenger RNA from Colletotrichum karsti, 543 nucleotides. Its product is annotated as TRI15. Bases 1 to 543 code for a protein of 180 amino acids. The transcript has 2 exons. Gene Ontology annotation, biological process: ribosomal large subunit biogenesis. Gene Ontology annotation, cellular component: preribosome, large subunit precursor. NCBI's taxonomy places the organism in Eukaryota, Fungi, Ascomycota, Sordariomycetes, Glomerellales, Glomerellaceae. The record is from RefSeq and is a predicted model, not a curated record.
AUGCAGGUUUUCACACCCGGGCAAUGCCUGUUCUGCCCCAAAGACUCUCCCGACUUCGCAGACAGCGUGGUACACAUGCAAAAGUCCCACGGCCUAUUCAUCCCCCAAAAGCAACACCUCAUCGUCGAUCUCGAAACUCUCUUCCAAUACCUGCAUCUUGUCAUCUUCCAGUAUCGAGAAUGUAUACAAUGCGGGACGCAGAGGGCUACCGUGCAAGCGGUGCAGCAACACAUGACCGGCAAGGGCCACUGCAAAUUCGAUAUAUCAGAUCCGGACUCCGAGUUUGCUGAGUUUUAUGACUUUGCUGAGCUGGAUGAGGACGCUGAAAGUGGCGAUGAAGAUGACGAAUACAACAAGGACGACGAAGACAAGAACCUGGAGGAGACAACGACAAGCUCAAGGCGGCAGCCCUUGGUGGCUGACGAAGAUUCAAUGCGACUGCCAUCAGGUAGGGUCAUAUCGAAACGCUGGAGCACACGACUGUGGAUGAAGAAGCCCCUUCAGCAGAAGAGGUCGACUCUGCUGCUCACGAUACGAGAGUGA